UGCCCUCUGCCCAGCUGCCCUCUGCCCAGGGUCCACCUGCUCCAGUGAUGCUGCCCUCUGCCCAGCUGCCCUCUGCCCAGGGUCCACCUGGCCAUGUGCCCUCAGCAACGGUAAGGUUCCCUAUAGUAGUCAAAUGCCUAUGCCAAAUGCCUAUGCCUGUGCUGCCCGCUGCCCUGUUGUCCUCUGCCCAGGGUCCACCUGCUCCAGUGAUGCUGCCCGCUGCCCAGCUGCCCUCUGCCCAGGGUCCACCUGCUCCUGUGAUGCUACCCGCUGCCCUGUUGCCCUCUGCCCAGGGUCCACCUGCUCCUGUGCUGCCUGCUGCCCAGCUGCCCUCUGCCCAGGGUCCACCUGCUCCAGUGAUGCUGCCCGAUGCCCAGCUGCCCUCUGCCCAGGGUCCACCUGCUCCAGUGAUGCUGCCCGAUGCCCAGCUGCCCUCUGCCCAGGGUCCACCUGCUCCAGUGAUGCUGCCCUCUGCCCAGGGUCCACCUGCUCCAGUGAUGCUGCCCUCUGCCCAGGGUCCACCUGCUCCUGUGAUGCUGCCCGAUGCCCAGCUGCCCUCUGCCCAGGGUCCACCUGCUCCAGUGAUGCUGCCCUCUGCCCAGCUGCCCUCUGCCCAGGGUCCACCUGCUCCAGUGCUGCCUGCUGCCCAGCUGCUCUCUGCCCAGGGUCCACCUGGCCAUGUGCCCUCAGCAACGGUUGACGGACAUGGGGUUCCUGGAUUGGACAGGGUGGAUGAGUUGGCGGAAUACCUGGUGGAACUGCGUAGUCAAUCCAGCCUGACAAUGACAAACCAACAGGUGGCAACAAUUAUAUGUUUGUGGCAGAACCUGGAGCAGUUUGAUAAAGACAGGGUGACCUAUGCCGCCCGUCAUCAGCCCAGGCUAGUUACGGGGAGUUUUAGGUCCCCAAAAAAGAAGGCAGUUUUUACUCCUGGUGUAGACAGCACCAAAAGGUGUGUGCUAGGCUCUAGUGGCUCUCCAGCGCAGUGGCCUAACUGCUGUCGUCUGGUGGAGAUGAUUUUUAUAAGGCUGUGCAACAUCUACCGCAGCCCCAAAAAACAGGGCACAGUAUCGGUGUCCAGGUGGGACUUGAUUCUCAGAGAUUAUAGGAGAAUACGGCAGUUAAUAUUGAGUAACGUGAUAGUGAUGCAGCAGACUACACUCCAAUUAGUGGAGGUAAACCAGAGGACCCUGAUGACCUGGCACAAUGAGCGCUUGAAGGCUCAGGAGGUCUCAGUGCUUAUGCAGGGGCUGCAGCUUCCUGUGGCUAGGCCAGUCACUUUGGAUACCCUGCCACCAGCACGAGUGCAGCCUGUUGCGCCACCAAACUACAGCCACCAAUUACAUCAUUAUAACAUGCCAGCAAACACAGCUGGGCAGGCAAAAACCAAAUUGAGAACGAUUCGGCCCUCUCCCUCAGCUACCUCAGCCCCUAAGGCACCUCAGUUGUUUAGGUUACUACCCAAACCAGCUCCUGUUGGGUCUGUGCCUACUGCCCUAUUGCAUACCACUGUUGCCAUUUCUCCUGUGCCCUCUCCACCUGCAGAGAGUACACUAAAAAGGAAGUACACCCGGAUGGUAACAACUAAUUUGUGUAGGAAAUGUGGCCAGUUUCGCACAGGGGAAACUGGCCACAGCCAAUAUAAAGGGAAAAUUUACUGCCCCAAAACAGAAACCAAAAGCAAAGAGGAGUGGCUGCGAAAAAUGAGGCAGCUUUAGCACAUUAAUUUAAGGGAGCUACUCUCCAUAAAAAGAGGUGGGCACAAAUACGUCAUGCCGGUAGUAUGUGUUUGUGUGUUUUUUUUUGGGGGUUUUUUUUUUACAGUUUUUUUGUACAGUGUACAGUUUCUUUAAAAUACUGCCAACCUGUCCAUGAAUGUAAAUAUGUUAAUAGGCUAAUAAAUAUACUUUUAUGUGAAAUUGAAA
Messenger RNA from Conger conger (European conger), 1925 nucleotides. RefSeq names its product keratin-associated protein 10-6-like. The coding region runs from base 134 to 700 and encodes 188 amino acids. The transcript is spliced from 2 exons. NCBI's taxonomy places the organism in Eukaryota, Metazoa, Chordata, Actinopteri, Anguilliformes, Congridae. The record is from RefSeq and is a predicted model, not a curated record.